GGUACACUCGCGGCCGACCGCCACCAUCGUGGGGCACCGUUUUGUGUUCCGGAAGACAACUUUGGACACCGUUAGCCGCUGGUAUAAGUCACGAGGUGAUCGAUAGUUGUCAUAGGUUGUUAUUCCGUGGUCGAAAAAUGUCAGUGGCAUUGGACAGUGUGAUCUAGCUGCAGGAGAAACAAAAAAGUACAAAUCACUGACCAGACAUGGACUCGGAAGAGAGCGAAACACACGCAAAGCCCUUACCAACACGCAGUGAAAAGAGCACUGCUAUCGACUACGAUGAAGAUAGACUGCACGAGAUGACAGCGUCUUACUCCGAAAUAUCGUUCGAUUCGCAGUCGUCACCGCCGAUCUCGGAGCUGAGAUCGUUGAUUGAUUCGCCGGACAUAGACGGUACAAAAUUCUUGGAGGACAGUUUAGAAAAGAUGAACGCGGCCGGCUGCAGGCCGGAUCAGCUGAACUUAAAGAACAGAGAGGAGACUAGUCCUGUCGAGGACGAGGAAUUGGAUCCUCCGAGUUAUCAUAAAGCCAUCGGGUAUUUGCAGCUCGAAGGGACCGUGAUGCAGGACGGGGACAUGGUGUUGUUCGUCGCGGAAGAUUUAGAAAAUAAAAUUAAACUGUCGAGCCCGGUGACGAAAAAGGGGGAGACCCCGUCGUUUCCAGGCUCCCGUAGCUCGACUCCUUGUUUGUACAGGCAGGCACUGACGCCGCAGCUACCACUUCUCGAUCAUAAUAUUUUAAACGAGCUGGAAAUGGAGGCCAGGAAGGUUGCGACAUCGGUCGACGCGUUGACGGAAAAUUUAGCCGCGAUUCUACACAGUGCAUCGGCGUUGACGGUCGGAUGUUUGGAAACGUACAGAGACGCGGUAUGCAAAACGUGCGACGCGAUAGAUCACAAUAUUAAGUCGAUGUACCAAUUAAUGGCGAAAUGCGAGGAGUUAUCGAAAUCUAUGGGACCAGUGUAUAAAUUAGCUGAACAAGUUAAGGAGAUGAAGAGGAUGCUGGAGCUAUUCGAGAGUGCUAUGAAUCUGUGAAUCUCACACUGCGAAACCAUUUCUAUUCCCCCCAUUGUUUUCCGUUCUUUCUACGUGUAACGAUAGCGGUUGUUUCUGGAAUUGUACAUGAAUGAAUUAAAAGUUAAUAAUAUAAAAAGGGUGCGACAAGGUU
Molecule: messenger RNA, 1170 nt
Organism: Megalopta genalis
Lineage: Eukaryota; Metazoa; Arthropoda; Insecta; Hymenoptera; Halictidae
Gene: BORCS6
Product: BLOC-1 related complex subunit 6
Biological process (GO): lysosome localization
Cellular component (GO): BORC complex
Source: RefSeq, a predicted model, not a curated record